Messenger RNA from Lepisosteus oculatus (spotted gar), 2331 nucleotides. NCBI's taxonomy places the organism in Eukaryota, Metazoa, Chordata, Actinopteri, Semionotiformes, Lepisosteidae. The record is from RefSeq and is a predicted model, not a curated record.
CACCGUGACCUCAUACGUCACUACCGCGGGAAAACACGUUUGCGCUGCUCAUUUUUGAGAGACGUGUUGGUUUUCUUUUUAAGGCUAAAAGAGCUUACAGAUGGCCACUUCUUCUGUGUCGAAAGGCUGCUUUGUGUUUAAGCCAAGUUCUAAGAAGAGGAGGAGGACUCUAUCAAUAGAGGACUACUUUCAAAAUGACAACAUUGACCCGGAGACCAGCACACUGCGGUUCCAGACCUGUCAGUCGCUAUGGGAACAAAUGAAGACGGAGGUUGAGGUAUUUCAGGAAGAACUCAAUAAGAAAAUACUGGACCGCCUGCUGGAGUUCGCCCGGAAGACCACUGCCACCUCCCGGUCGACUGCGGACGACUGGGCGUCCCGAAUGAGGUCCAGCGAGAUCCCCACUGCGGCUCUGGUGCUAGGGGUCAACGUGCCUGACCACGACGUGACCCUUCGGCGCUUGUCUGAGCUUCUGCAGCAGUCUGCGACGCCCUUUGUGGUCUCCCUGCAGUCGAAGGAGUGUUCUGCCCUCAAGCAGAUGGUCCAGAAGGUGCUCCUGCAGCUGAUGGGCUGCACUGUCUCUCUGGAUGAGGAAGAGGAGGAGCAGCCGGCUCUGUCCGAGGCCGCGGACCUGCCCAGGAAACGGGCGCACUGCUCCCUGGCCACACUUUGCGACUGGUACCAGGCUGUCCAGAAGAAAGCUGCUGUGCCUUCUCCGUGUAAGAGCCGCGGUUCUCCUGGUGACGGUGUCGGACAGAGCCCGCCCGUUGUGGUGAUUUUUAAGGACUUCGAAGGCUUCAACCCCAGAGUGCUGCAAGACUUCAUCAUCAUUUGCAGCCAGUACAUCCAGAAGCUGCCCCUCACUUUCGUCUUUGGGAUUGCUACCUCCCCCAUCACCAUCCACCACGUGCUGCCCCACUCCGUGUCCUCCCUGCUGUGUAUCGAGCUCUUCCAGUCUGUGCCCUGCACCGAGCACCUGGCCAUGGUCAUCGACAAGCUUGUUUUGACCACUCAGUUCCCUCUCAAGCUGAGUGGCAAGGUGCUGCGUGUUCUCAUUGGUAUUUUUCUGUACCAUGACUUCUCAGUGAGGAACUUCAUCAAAGGCCUGCAGCUGGCCCUGCUGGAGCACUUCUACAACUCGCCCCUGAGUGUGCUGUGCUGCAAGAAAAGAGAAGCCCUGUCUCGAGCCCAGCAGCUCAGCCACGAGAACUGUGAGGGAGUGCGGCGGCUGCCGUCUUUCAUGAGGUACAUUGAAAAUCAGGAACCUCAAGAGCAGAUUGAGUUGUUAACAAAUGAUCAGCACUUGAAGGAUGUGUGUCAAAGACUGCUUCGAGAUCUUCACACUUACCACAAGCAGUACUACCCUGUCCUCAGGUGCCUGCACACCCUGACUGCCACCCUUCCAAAGCACCCCUUGGGUAAACAGAUCCGAGAGCUGCAUGUCACUUGUCUGGAGAGGAACGUUUGGGAAUGUGAAGAGUAUGCUUCCGCUCUCCAGCUGCUGAGUGGGCAGCUGGAUGGGACGCACCCCCCUGAAGACCGCUCUGCUGAGGGAGAGUGCACAGAGGAAGGAGAAGACGCUUCCCCGCGCCCCCGUCUGCAGAAGAAGACGGACCUGUUCCACCUGCAGAAGACUUUGCUGGAGAUGAAAGAAUCCAGGAGGACGAAAAAACUUAGCCGGUUUGAAGUUCUCCGAAACGAAGCCCUCGACUUUAUAGAAACACUUGUCAAGUACGUGCUUUUUAAAUUUGCUUUACAAACAUCAGUGUGUGUUGACAUUCACCUUGGAAGGAAAGACGGCUCACCAGUUGUAAAAACACCGAUUUUGCAGAACGACGCGCUGAAGAGUGAAGAAGGGGCCAUUUCUAACGCAGCUCCAGACAUCUGCAUUGUGUAUAAACUCCACCUGGAGUGCGGGAGACUCAUCAACCUGUACGACUGGCUGGAGGCGUACAGAACAGUUGUCGCAGCAGCUGAAGGCAAAGACCGUGAUGGCACUGAGGCUGGGACAUUUGACGAAGAAAAGCAUGCUCGCUUCAUCCGGGCGGUGUCGGAGCUGGAGUUCCUCGGCUUUGUGAAAAACACGAAGCAGAAGACGGACCACGUGGCACGACUGACCUGGGGGGGCUGCUAGGCCGCUGUAGCCCCACGCCCCCCUUCGGUACUGGAUGUAAUAAACCCAGACGUUUUCUCCCCACACACUCAGAAAAGACUUCGUCACGGGCAGGAUGCCGUGCUAUUCGGUUUUUUUUUUAAAUUAAAAUGAUGAAAAUAAUUCCGUUGAAAUAACCUGCCUACUUUUCUACUCAUAUUAAACCAGAAAAAAUCGCC